UAAACAAGUCAUUAUAAGCUUUAGUACAACAGUAGUGGAGGCCACGAUAAACAAGGGCAUCUCACAACUUUAAUAUCAAUGCCGACCACAUGGAGUAGAUAGGUAUCAACGGUCACUAACGAGCUAUUUAAAUCCAGAUACAUUUGGAUAAAACGUGAUCCAACGAACUAGAAAGAAACCCUAAUCUCAUUUGGAGGGUUUAUAGGCUGAGACGCCUCCUAUUUUUCAGUCUCUACAAAUUUGUUAAGCUCUAUUCGGAGCUUUCAAUCUCGAUUUCAAAUCUCAGUCAAUUUCUAAGAAUUCAAUAUGGGUAAAGAGAAAGUUCAUAUCAACAUUGUCGUCAUUGGACAUGUCGACUCUGGAAAAUCGACCACCACUGGUCACUUGAUCUACAAGCUAGGAGGUAUCGACAAGCGUGUGAUCGAAAGAUUCGAGAAGGAGGCUGCUGAGAUGAACAAGAGGUCAUUCAAGUACGCAUGGGUUCUUGACAAGCUUAAGGCUGAACGUGAGCGUGGUAUUACCAUUGAUAUUGCCUUGUGGAAGUUUGAGACCACCAAGUACUACUGCACAGUCAUUGAUGCUCCAGGACAUCGUGAUUUCAUCAAGAACAUGAUUACUGGUACCUCUCAGGCUGAUUGUGCCGUCCUUAUCAUUGACUCCACCACUGGAGGUUUUGAGGCCGGUAUCUCCAAGGAUGGACAGACUCGUGAGCACGCUCUUCUUGCUUUCACCCUUGGUGUCAAGCAGAUGAUCUGUUGCUGUAACAAGAUGGAUGCCACCACCCCCAAGUACUCAAAGGGUAGGUACGAAGAAAUUGUAAAGGAAGUCUCUUCAUACUUGAAGAAGGUUGGAUACAACCCAGACAAAAUUGCCUUCGUCCCCAUCUCUGGUUUCGAGGGAGACAACAUGAUUGAGAGGUCCACCAACCUUGACUGGUACAAGGGACCAACUCUUCUCGAGGCUCUUGACAACAUCUCUGAGCCUAAGAGACCCACAGACAAGCCCCUUCGUCUUCCCCUUCAAGAUGUUUACAAGAUUGGAGGUAUUGGAACUGUGCCAGUGGGACGUGUUGAAACUGGUUUCAUCAAGCCUGGUAUGGUUAUCACUUUUGGACCCACUGGGUUGACUACUGAAGUUAAGUCUGUUGAGAUGCACCAUGAGGCUCUCCUAGAAGCUCUUCCAGGUGACAAUGUUGGAUUCAAUGUCAAGAAUGUUGCUGUGAAGGAUCUCAAGCGUGGUUUCGUAGCUUCAAACUCCAAGGAUGACCCUGCUAAGGAAGCAGCCAACUUCACCUCCCAGGUCAUCAUCAUGAACCAUCCUGGCCAGAUCGGUAACGGUUAUGCCCCUGUCCUUGACUGUCACACAUCUCACAUUGCUGUUAAGUUCUCUGAAAUCCUCACCAAGAUCGAUAGGCGAUCUGGAAAGGAGCUCGAGAAGGAGCCCAAGUUCUUGAAGAAUGGUGAUGCUGGUAUUAUUAAGAUGCUUCCAACCAAGCCAAUGGUUGUGGAGACCUUCUCUGAGUACCCACCUCUUGGUCGUUUUGCUGUCAGAGACAUGAGGCAGACUGUUGCUGUUGGUGUUAUCAAGGCUGUUGAGAAGAAAGACCCAACGGGGGCUAAGGUCACCAAGUCUGCUGUUAAGAAGAAAUAGAUGUGUUACUGGAGAUUUGAGUUGGCAACAGCAGGGUUUUUCAGUAUGCUCAAUUUUGUUAUGAUGCUUCUACAUGUGUCAUAGGCUUUUAUCAUUUUUCAUGUUUUGUAUUUCAAGGAUUUUGAACUUCAUUGAGGAUUCUAGGUGCUAAUCUAGUUUUGCCUUGUUGUUUGCUGCAAGAUGAUUGGUUCUUGUUUGAUGAACCAAGUUUUACUUUGGUAUAUCCAACUCUGAUUUAAAAUUUGAAGGAUAAUAGAUCUUAGUCGUGACCUGCUUUAAA
Messenger RNA from Papaver somniferum (opium poppy), 1930 nucleotides. RefSeq names its product elongation factor 1-alpha-like. The coding region runs from base 307 to 1650 and encodes 447 amino acids. Gene Ontology annotation, biological process: translational elongation; translation. The transcript has 3 exons. Lineage: Eukaryota; Viridiplantae; Streptophyta; Magnoliopsida; Ranunculales; Papaveraceae. The record is from RefSeq and is a predicted model, not a curated record. Gene Ontology annotation, molecular function: GTPase activity; translation elongation factor activity; GTP binding.